Molecule: messenger RNA, 1703 nt
Organism: Cryphonectria parasitica EP155
Lineage: Eukaryota; Fungi; Ascomycota; Sordariomycetes; Diaporthales; Cryphonectriaceae
Product: protein serine/threonine phosphatase 2C
Exons: 3
Coding region: 1-1599 (532 amino acids)
Biological process (GO): protein dephosphorylation
Molecular function (GO): protein serine/threonine phosphatase activity
Source: RefSeq, a predicted model, not a curated record
AUGGUUACGCGACGCGCCAUCGUCGGCUUGGUGUCCGGCCUCGUGGGCUACGGAGCCUGGUACACAUACACUGGCAACUCCACCGUCAACUCGGAAGCUCUGACCCAAGGUUUCUCCUCGUCGUCCUCUGGCACCCCGACGAGCCUCGACAACACCACACCGACCCGUUCUAUCCUCGUCAUAGGAGCCGACGAAUUACAGACCGGGACCUUUGUUGGAGAGGGGCCCAUCACCAAGACCACCGACGACGAGGGCCGCACUGUCGUCGAGAUGCUCACACCCGACCAGUCCACCCAGAAGCUGAGGAAGAUGGAGGAGUCGUAUCUCGUCAACAGAGGUAGGGGCGUCUUGAGAUACGAUCAGGUCCAGCUGCCCAGUAACAACCCGAUCGAGGACGACCACGCCGAGAAGAUUGUGGAGGUCCCUGUCCGGGCGAACACCGAGUCCGGCAGCGACUGGAUGUUCUGGGGCGUGUUUGAUGGGCACUCGGGCUGGACGACCUCGGCAAAGCUCCGCCAGACAUUGAUAAGUUACGUGGCGCGCGAGCUCAACGAGACGUACAAGGCUGGCGGUAACGCGGACGCGGUCGACGCGGCUAUCAAGAAGGGCUUCACCCGUCUUGACGACGAGAUUGUCCACCAGAGCGUGCAGGAAGUCCUCAAGUCGAACUCCAGGUCCGUCGCUGCAGAGCUGCUGGCCCCGGCCCUGUCGGGCUCCUGCGCCUUGCUGUCGUUCUACGACAGUAGCUCCGGCCUGCUACGGGUGGCCUGUACCGGGGACUCCCGUGCGGUCUUGGGCAGACGGUCUGAGAAUGGUAAAUGGACUGCCACGCCUCUGUCUGUGGACCAAACUGGUGGAAACCAGGAUGAGGCCAACCGCAUGCGAAAGCUGCACCCCGGCGAGGAGCAUGUCAUCCGGAACGGCAGGGUGUUAGGCGGUCUAGAGCCCACCCGUGCUUUUGGUGAUGCCAGCUACAAAUGGAGCAAGGAGAUCGCCAGCCGCCUGCGCGAGUCCUUCUUCGGCCGGGCACAGUCUCCCCUGCUCAAGACUCCGCCUUAUGUCACGGCCGAACCGGUUGUGACGACCACCAAGGUCCACCCCGAGAAGGGUGACUUCCUGGUUCUGGCUACGGAUGGGCUGUGGGAGAUGCUGACUAACGAGGAGGUCGUCGGCCUCGUCGGGAAAUGGCUGGAAACUCAGACGAGCAAGGCCUCGACCUCGCAGUUCGACUCGGUGUGGUCCAAAAUCUUUGGGGCGCAGAAGAACGGUCUUCCGGUAGAGCACGGCAGCGAGGGCGUGGUCGGGGACGGCCAGAAGACACCGAUACGCGUGCGGCAGUGGGGCAUCUCCAGGGACGACGACAGGUUUGUCGUCAAGGACAAUAAUGUCGCAACGCACCUCAUCCGCAACGCGUUGGGUGGAAAGAACGAGGAGAUGGUGUCCGCCCUGCUCACCCUCCCGUCUCCAUAUUCGCGGCGAUACAGGGACGAUCUCACAGUUCAGGUCAUUUUUUUCGGCAACGGCGAGAGGGCUCAGAGUGAGAGCCAGGAGAUUGUUGUCAACGACGAGGCCACGGCACCUCCCCGGCCCAGACUUUGAUGAUAGAGCUAGGGUGACAAUCAACCCGGACCAUGCAAGCCAUGUUGUCGAUUUAUGUACCAUAGCACGAUCAUCACUACUAGUACAGAGCGAGGCGUUACAUG